Molecule: messenger RNA, 975 nt
Organism: Cryptomeria japonica (Japanese cedar)
Lineage: Eukaryota; Viridiplantae; Streptophyta; Pinopsida; Cupressales; Cupressaceae
Product: ethylene-responsive transcription factor 2-like
Exons: 1
Coding region: 1-975 (324 amino acids)
Biological process (GO): ethylene-activated signaling pathway; regulation of DNA-templated transcription
Molecular function (GO): DNA binding; DNA-binding transcription factor activity
Source: RefSeq, a predicted model, not a curated record
AUGGGUGGCGGUGGCUUUGGAGGCAUGCAAUCAGCUACUUGCGAAGCUGAAGGAAAAGACGGGCUUCUGGAGAACAUAUGGAUUCGAUUUCUCGCCGGGGGCUCUGAAAAAUCCUGUAUAACCUCAGAAGGGCAAACUCCCGCUUCAGAGCUUGCAGAGGGGGAGGGAGUAAUCAUCAGCUAUUUUAAACUAAAUCAAAUCUCUGUGCAAAGAAACAGGGGAGACCAGAUGAAAUUGCCAUUACAGCAGCAGCCAGAAUUCAAUUAUUGUGGAUUCUCAUCAGUAGAAGAUGUUGAAAGCCUCUUAUACCUUGAAGAACAGAGUGGAUUGCCAUCAGUUGGAAAUCUGGAACAAUUGUUGCCUAUUCCUAUUGCGGCUAAGGUAAGGACUCACUCUCAAAUUGAAGAAUCCGAGCAUUUAAAUGCGAGUUCCGCCAUUCCUGAUAAGAAAGCUGCAAUUUUGCCGAAGCAGGGUAGAAUAGAAAAGCAUUACAGAGGGGUGCGGAGGCGUCCGUGGGGGAAAUUUGCAGCGGAAAUAAGGGAUUCGACAAGGCAAGGGACGAGGCUUUGGCUGGGGACAUUCUCUACUGCAGAAGCGGCAGCCAUGGCGUACGACAAAGCUGCUUUCAAAAUGAGGGGUCCUCAAACAUUCCUCAACUUUCCAGUUGAAAUUGUGUCUAGGGCAUUGGCGCAUGACCUCAAUUCGGGAACCACCGUCUCUCACCCCACUUCUGCAAGUUUCCAUGAUAUUCUAUGCAGAAAAAGGGCUUCUUUGGAAGAUGAGCAGCAACCACAGAUGAAGCGAUCCAAAACCCAGCGGCAAAUGUGGACUUGUAAUGGCGUUGGUGAUGAUAUUUUGGGCUCAUUCGAUUUGGAGGGAACAGAUUUGGGCACAAAUUAUUGGGAGGAAUUGCUUCUUUCAGCUGAAAAUAACGAAUCCCUGAGCUUGUUAAAUCCGCUAAUGGCUAUCCCAUGA